AUGGCAAGCCCACCACCGAGCGACGCGAGCGUUCCGACGAGCGACAUGCCGCCGUUCGUGCCCGGGGGGACGGGCUUGAGCGUGGUGAUGAGGAUGGGCGGCGUACGGGAGAGGAUGCCGAGCUCGGAGGCGAGCGUGUCGCCGAGGCAGCACGCAAAGUGGCUGCGCGGCGCGGGCGGUGGUCAGCAGCUGCGCGGAUGGCGCGUGCACGGUGACACGCACCCGAGGGUCACAUACAGGAGCGCGCGGCUCCAGGGCGCGGACGGGGGCGGCGCCAGGGGGCACCACUGGGCGAAGUCGUACGGUGCCUGCGCGGGGAGCGCCAGACUCAGCGGUGUCGCGCGGAGGACGCGUGCGGGGAGCGAGGAAGGCGAGGACGGCGACGGAGAUGUACUGGACACACCUGGCGGCGAGAAGUUCAACGAUCCGUCUGCUACACCUUCCCGUUCUAAACGCACGCGGAGCACGGGAACCAAGGGAGGCGUUAACUUGACCUUGCGGGAUCAGGAAAAGCAUAUCGACAACCUGAAGAAGGAGAACUUCAACAUCAAGCUCAAGGUGCAUUUCCUCGAGGAGCGUCUCGCACAGCUUGCGCCCGACCAGAUUGAUGCGGCGCUCAAGCAUAACAUUGGCCUCAAGAUCGAAGUACAGCAGAAUCGACUGGAGAUAAAGAAAAUGAAGAAGCUGGUGCUCGAAUCGCAGCGCGAGCUGGAGCGCCUGCAGCGCACCGCGGCUACCUCGCAAGCACGCUCGCGGGAGCUCGAGGAGAAGCUCGAGGAACGAGACCGCGAGAUUAGGGAGCUGCGGCGGAGGCGGGCAGUUGGGCCGGACGACGGUCUGAUGCGGGAUAUCGAGGCGCGUAACGCCGAGCUCGAGGAGGAGCUGGAGAACGUGCGCGGGUUGCUGGAGGAGAACGCGGAGGAGCUGGAGAGAUUGCGCGAGCUGGCGGAACAGCGCGCCGACAUGUCGUCAGGCGGGGGCGGGGGAGAGCGGUGGCGGCGGCGAGUGGAGGAGCUCGAGGACGAGAACGAGGACUUGCGGGUGAAGAUGGACGAGCUGGAAGAGUUGGCGACGCGGGGGAACGACGAGAAGGAGGAGCUCGUGGACGCGGUGGAGACGUUGAAGCUCGAGAUUGAGGACCUCCAGCGGAGGCGGCACGCGGAGUCUAUUGAGCGGAGCCAGAGUCGGGCAAUGGUGCUGGAGGAGAGGGAGGAGCGCGAGGCAGUGGAAGAUGACCUGAACGCAGUGAGGGACAAGCUCGCCGCUGCGCAGAUUGAGUUACAACAAAGAGAGGACGAUGUUGAGAUGAAGAACCGCGAGAUCGAGGAGCUCGUCGCGGAGCAUACGCGCAUCGUGGAAGAACUUGACAACGAGUGGAGGGGCGAGGUGGAUGAGACACGAGGACAAGUGGAAGAGCUGAAGGACGUCCUCGAACAACGAGACGUCGAGGCCAAGGAACUUCGAAUGCAUAUCACCGAACUGGAAACGGACACGAAUGAUCUGCACGACAAGUUCGAGACGGCGUUGGCGCAUCUCGAGCGCGAGUCUGAAGAGAAGGACGCCGAGAUCGAGGCCGCCAACCGGGAGAUAGAGAAGCUGGGCGAGCAGGUGUACGCUCUUGAAGAGGACAACGAACGCCUGCGCGAGGCAAGCGAACGACUUCGGGAGGAUGAAGCUGCCGAGCGAGAACGCCUCGAAGCAUUGACAGCUGCACUUAAGGAGGAGCUCGCACAGCACGUUGAAACGCUCGUUGAGGAGAUUCAGCGAGAACGUGCUAGCAGCGAACGCUUCCAGACCGAGCUUGACAAGGCCGAGCAAGAACACGAUGCUGCACUCAGGCGCGAGCAUCGAUCACUUGAAGCAAAGGAGUCCGCGCUGCAAUCUGCCCUGAAUGACCUCGCACGCACACAGUCGCGGCUUACCCAGCGCGAAUCGGACCUCAAUGCGGUGCAGAGCGCCCUCGAAGCCCUCGAAGCUGAGUCGAAGAAGCGCGGCGAGUCACAUACGACAGCCCGCUUCUCGCUACAGCUAGAAGUUGAUCGCAUGAAGCGUGACUUAGAGCGGCUGGAGGACGAGCUCGCGCGUGCUCGCAAGGAGCUGGAUGAUCGCGAGGGCAAGAAUCGCGAGCGCGAUGGUGCGAUCGACAGUUUGCAUGCCUCGAACCGCGACCUAGCAGCGCAGCUCGCGGCACAGACGCAGGCGCGGUUGAACGUCACCGAGAAGUUGGACGACGCGCAGACGCAGCUGAAGGCGGCAGAGGCGGAUGUCACGAGCUUCCGGGCGAAGGUGGCGGAGCUGGAGCAGCGACUCGCGAAGGACCAGCGUUCAUUGCUCUCAGCAGAGUCGCAGUAUCGCGACCAGCUGACAGAGCGGAAUACCCUACUGCUCACAAUAUACCAAUACAUGGACAGGAUCCUUGGCGUAGAAAAUACCCCGAAGAAGAAUGGUCAGGCGGAGACCAAGCCUUUCACCAACUUCAGCGUGUUCCAUGACAACCUCAUCACGCGACUCAAAUCACUCAGCGAGAUCCAGGGGAUGUUUGAGAAGCGCGUGAAGUCCGCUGAGGCGCGCUAUGCCGACAGGCUGAACGACAUGAGGAAACAGCUUGACACAAGGUGGCGCCAGAUCGACCGCUUUGAGACAAGCCUGAAGGGCGCUGCUGAGCAGAAGGCCAUUUGGCGCAAGAAGCUGAGCGCGAGAGAGGGCGAAGUCGAGGCCCUGAAGGCAACAACUACUGAGUUGCAGGCGCAGCUAGUCUCAAUCCGCAAGCCGGGCAGCGCGGACUCGAUGGAGGUCCGCGCGCUCACCGCUCGCGCGACCAAUGCGGAACGUCGCUUGACGAACCUACAGAACCAGCUGCUCGCGUCAGAGGAGAAGGUCGCUACAAUGAACCAGAAGACGACCGUCGCGGACAAUAAGUGGGAGGCUCGCGUUCGAGAGUAUGAGUCGCGCCUGCGCAAGGCGGAGGAGGCGGUGAAGCGCGAGCGUCAGGGUGCGAAGGAGCGUGUCUUCGAGCUGGAGGCGCAGUUGAAGAGCCUCCAGCGGCAGCUCGAGCUCGAGAACAAGCGCAACCAGAAACUUGGCGAGCUCACGGAAGCGAACGGGUUAGGCCGCAAGAGCAACUCGUCCCCUUCAAAUUCGUCUCCUGUACGAUGAACCUACUGGCUGGCCCAGUCAUCGUUUUCAUGCCUCAUGAUGUCCUCAUUGGCUAUGCCGUAUUUUAUGACUUCGCAUGUGCUCUUUUAUGCUCUCCCUGUCAGCUCCUGGGUCAAGUUUCUCAUCAUUCAUUCACUCAUUGUACAGUGUUCAUACAGCAUUCAGUUCCAAGGCUACAAUCAUGUUCGUGAUGUAUCACUAAUGACACAUGUGCAUGCUUCUUUUUUCUUC
Molecule: messenger RNA, 3387 nt
Organism: Postia placenta MAD-698-R-SB12
Lineage: Eukaryota; Fungi; Basidiomycota; Agaricomycetes; Polyporales; Adustoporiaceae
Exons: 8
Coding region: 1-3156 (1051 amino acids)
Cellular component (GO): microtubule organizing center
Source: RefSeq, a predicted model, not a curated record